This is a messenger RNA of Capsicum annuum, 555 nucleotides long. Its product is annotated as ribulose bisphosphate carboxylase large chain-like. Gene Ontology annotation, molecular function: ribulose-bisphosphate carboxylase activity; magnesium ion binding. NCBI's taxonomy places the organism in Eukaryota, Viridiplantae, Streptophyta, Magnoliopsida, Solanales, Solanaceae. The record is from RefSeq and is a predicted model, not a curated record. The coding region runs from base 1 to 555 and encodes 184 amino acids. The transcript has 2 exons.
AUGACAGAGCUAUCUCUGGAAGCUGAAAUGCGACGUUUAAAACCCCUCGUGUUAACAGAACCCCUGGAAGGGGAAUCAAAAAAGAAAGAUUUAGAGCCUGAGUCAAUCGAUAGUUGGGAGCAACUUGAAGGUGAAAGAGACAUAACUUUGGGCUUUGUUGAUUUAUUGCGUGAUGAUUUUGUUGAACAAGAUCGAAGUUGCAGUAUUUAUUUCACUCAAGAUUGGGUCUCUUUACCUGGUGUUAUACCUGUGGCUUCAGGAGGUAUUCAUGUUUGGCAUAUGCCUGCUCUGACCGAGAUCUUUGGGGAUGAUUCCAUACUACAGUUCGGUGGAGGAAAUUUAGGACAUCCUUGGGGUAAUGCGCCAGGUGCCGUAGCUAAUCGAGUAGCUCUAGAAGCAUGUGUAAAAGCUCGUAAUGAAGGACGCGAUCUUGCUCGAGAAGGUAAUGAGAUUAUUCGCGAGGCUUCCAAAUGGAGCCCAAAACUAGCUGUUGCUUGUGAGGUAUGGAAAGAGAUUGUAUUUCAUUUUGCAGCAGUGGACAUUUUGGAUAAGUAA